Messenger RNA from Uloborus diversus, 1037 nucleotides. RefSeq lists its product as uncharacterized. NCBI's taxonomy places the organism in Eukaryota, Metazoa, Arthropoda, Arachnida, Araneae, Uloboridae. The record is from RefSeq and is a predicted model, not a curated record. The transcript is spliced from 6 exons. Bases 57 to 1037 code for a protein of 326 amino acids.
AUCUAGCAACAAGGAGUGCUACUUCCUGUUCUUUUCGAAACAGUUUUUCAACACCAAUGCCGCAACGUUAUGUGUCGUCUCCAAUCAUCCCCGCUCAUGGAAAUAGAGGCAUGUCUCACAAUCUUAAAACACCAGUGCUGAAUAAUAAUCAAUGGAGCUUUCAGCAAAAUGAUGGCUCUUCAUUUGAAGAAGAUUACAAUGCAGCAUAUGAGUCGAUGGAUCAUGAUGGAUGGGGGCCCUCGGCAUACCAGAGCUCUAGAACCUUACCGAACGUGACACCAGGACCAGAAAGUGCGUUUUUUAUGCCAAGAAAGGAGCAGGGGCUACAGGAGAUGUAUACGUACGGCGAUCGGCACGUUGAUAACGAUGAAAUGAAUUAUGCUAACAAUAAUGAAAAAUUUUAUUUCAAGAAGGGUGAAGACUUCUACAACCGACAAAGCAAUUCAAAAAGAAAAAAUGAGUAUUUACCACAGAGGAAUGAAACUUUUAACGCAAAGAAGGCGCAGACAAAUGCCAUCAACAAGCCUGUCCCAAAUCAGAUACCUCUGUUGAAAACUCCCGUUUUGAAAUAUCAACAGGCAAAUGCAGAAUCGGCCCGCAAUAAGAAGAUACAAAAUUCUAUGCGUCAAACCACGUUGACCACAGACACGUCGAAAGGACUUGGCUUCAAACUGGAAAAGGCUAACAAAGAAAAUAAUAUGAAUGAUAUCGAUGGUGAUGCAAUGGAAACGCCAAAACCCUUUCCCAAAUGGGGUUCCGCUUCUUCCUAUUCGAAGCUGGAGUCAAAUAAGGAGUUUAAUUUUCCAAGAGUGUUUACUGUUACUGUUGAAAAAUUGUUAUCGUGGCCUAAAAUAUUAGCUGGUUCUAAAGCAGUUUUCGAACUGUAUGGUAUUUUGGAACGGAUUAGCGAUGGCAAGAUCUCCAAAUCGAAGAAUAUUUCCCUGAAAAGUGAAAAGGCGAGAGUACUUUUAAACUGCACUUUUUAUGAGAUUGAUCGUCCUAUACCGAAGCUCAAUAAAGGUCAAUGGCACCGGUAA